Messenger RNA from Eublepharis macularius, 7193 nucleotides. It is a transcript of the gene WIPF1, whose product is annotated as WAS/WASL interacting protein family member 1. Gene Ontology annotation, molecular function: actin binding. The record is from RefSeq and is a predicted model, not a curated record. NCBI's taxonomy places the organism in Eukaryota, Metazoa, Chordata, Lepidosauria, Squamata, Eublepharidae.
CUGAGCCGCGCUGGCUUCGCCCUCCACAUCUGGACCAGCGGGCGGAGGCGGGGAGGGGGCUCUGGAGAGCGAGCGGGGCUGCGGCUCCUUGGCAAGCCCUGAAUGGCUCCGGGAAGGCGCGAGGAGAAAGUAGAAGGCUAGGUUUCACUGUUGUGGAAGAGAGUUUCAAAUUUAGACCAUGCCUGUCCCACCUCCUCCAGCUCCUCCACCUCCUCCGACAUUGGCUCUGGCCAGUACAGAGAAGCCUGUUUUAAACAGGUCAGAGCAAGCAGGGAGAAAUGCUCUUCUGUCCGAUAUUACCAAAGGAAAAAAGCUCAAAAAGGCUGUUACCAAUGAUAGAAGUGCCCCAGUAAUUGAGAAUCCUAAAGGAGGAGGCAGCAGUGGGAACAGCGGUGGCUUUAGUGGUGGCGGUGGUGGCAGCAGCGGUGGUGGCAACAGUAGCUACAGUGGAGGUGGACCGCCUGGCUUAGGAGGCCUCUUCCAGUCAGGGAUGCCAAAACUCAGGUCUACGGCAAACAGAGAUAAUGAUUCUCCAGGGGGCAGAGGUCCAGUUUUUCCACCCGGAGGAAGAGUGACAUUGGCAAAGCCCUUUUCACCCUCAGGCGGUGUAGGGAGAUUUCCAGGGCCUUCUGUUGGGCAAAGAACUCCAACUCCAGAGCCACAAAGAAAUCGAAUGCCUCCCCCAAGGCCCGAUGCCAGUUGUAAGCCUGACGCAGCUGUCCCUCCUGUGCCAAAUACUCCGAGACCUGUCCCAUCAAGUCUGUACAAUAGAGGGCCGCCUCCUGUGCCAGCAACAUCUAGGCAAGCCAGUUUAGGGCUUACGCCACCACCUUUCCCAGGAAAUAGAAGUGUAGGAUUGGGAGGAAAUGUUCGCCAGUCAACACCAGGUGGUUAUUCUCCUUUUGCAAACCGUCCGCCUCUUCCUCCCACACCAGGCAGGGUGGCAGAAGAUAAGCCACCUCCACCACCACCACCAGCAGUGAACAGGCCACCUCUUAAUAGAGAGCCUUCCUUGCCACCUCCUCCACCUCAAAACAGCAAGCCUCCGGUACCUUCCACACCUCGGCCAUCUUUUGCCUCACAAGCUCCCCCUCCCCCUCCUCCUCCAAGUCGGCCAGGCCCACCUCCGGUUCCACCAACAGCCAGCGGAAAUGACGAAAUGCCACGACUUCCUCAAAGGAAUUCAUCUCUAGCCUUUCCUUCUCCACCAAGCUUGCCAGGCUCUGUCCGUUCCGGACCUCUUCCACCCCCACCGAACGAGAGGCCGCCACCUCCUGUAAGAGACCCGCCCAGUAGAUCAGGACCCUUUCCUCCUCCACCACCACCAAUCAGCAGAAAUGGUAGCACUUCACGGGCAUUGCCGACUACUCCACAGUUACCUUCCCGAGGAGCAUUUGAUAAACACCGAAGUGGACCAGUGCCGCCACCCCCUCCUGACAGGCCUGGGGGCGGACCGGCACCUCCCCCUCCGCCUCCCCCUCCAUCAUCAGCUCUCCGAAACGGGUUCCAGGAUUCUUCACAUGACGAUGAGUGGGAGAGCCGGUUUUCCUUCCAUCCUCUGUCUGACUUGCCACCUCCAGAGCCAUACACGCCCACAAACAAAAGCUACCCCAGUAAACUGGCAAGAAACGACAACAGAAGUGGAUCCAGCCGCAGAGAAAGAGGCGCCCCUCCUCUUCCACCUAUUCCGAGGUGAAGUGGGACCUUCCGGAUGACUGUUCUCAAACAUCUCUUGAGCCUCUCCUUGCAUUUAUUGUUUUGUCAGAAGACCACCUCUCCAAAAGCAUUUUUUCCCCUCUGGCAAGAAAUCCCUACUGCAUUUUAGAAUUUCAAAAUGAGACUGGCAGCAUCCAGGUCCAAGCUUAUUCCUUUUUCAUUCCCACUGAGUUUAAAUGAGACUGAAAGCGCUUGCUGUAGAUUUCCACAUUCAUUUGCCAACUGUAGAUUCACGGACUGUGAUCUUUAACCCAGUUUUCUUGGCAUUUUUUAUAUCUAGAGCAAUGGAGCCUGGCUCUAAUCAGGUGCUUAUGAUAAGGGGAAUAGACAAUAUUCCCUUGCAAAGUUCCAAAAGACAUAAUGUAAAUCUGCGCACUCAAGAGUCCAAUCUUGUUCAUAGGGUCUGCGGCAUCAUUGAAAGUGAGAUGGUCACCUAGUCUAUUUUUUUUUCUCAAGGACCAGUAACAUUGCAAAGUAUGAGAGUCUGUAUUGCAUAUGGCCAGAAACAGGUGUGAUCAAUUUCUCCUGGAGUUCUCCCAGAGAACAACACCCUUUAUUUUUUCCAAUGUGCACUAAAAAUGGCUCAUCAUGUGCUCCUACAUUGCAGCGUGGCUCAGCUUGCCUAUCGGUUGGAUCAUAUCAGUGCUAUGAUGGUAAAGCUACAUGGCAUGGAAGUCUAUGCAUUCCAUCCUUGGAGAAAGAAAAGGAGACAAUUCCAUGUCCUUACUCUUCUCUCAAGCAAACUACCAAAUCUGGAAUGAAUUCCAGCCUUUCAGAGACCAAAGGAAAGAGUUGCUGGGAUCACACGGGCAGCAGCUUUCGUAAACCCACCGGAAAUUCCUGUGCGCUGUUCUAGAUUGAGGUGCUAAGAAAAAAGAACCAAGGUUUCUGAGCAAAUAUCCCAAGGUGGAUGAAGAACAGUGGGUGAACUUAUGUGCACGCACCAUUUUCCUCUGUGAUCCAGCAACUUGUUGUGUGUGGAGAGCCCUUAAAACACACCACACAUUAAAAAACCUGACAGCUGUCUGCUUAGCAUUUGCUCUUUUUCCGUCAUACAACUGGGAUUUUAGUUUUCAACCAAGAAUUUUACCCAUACACCCCAGGCAGCUUUGUAUGUCCUCCGUUGGACUGGGCGUUGGAAUAUAAUAGUUCUAAUGUGAUUUCAUGGAGGCUGAUUCCUUGCUUUGCUAAUGGUAAUGCAAUUCAAUUAUCUUUUCCCUCUGCAGUGUCUCUUACACGUGGCUCUUAAUAUUCUGCAUAGUGGUUUACUGCGAUGCAGUCUCCUUUGAACAGCGCUAGAAAAAAAUACACCCCCCCCCCUAAAGUUAGCAAAUACUUAUCUUGUUACUUAGAAGUCUCUCUUCCCUCACUUGGUUCAUCUCUCAAUAUAGUUGAAAACUGUUAUAAAGGGGUUUUUUUUUUUUGCUUUGGUUUUUGUGCGGCAUCAUCAAGCAUCCAGAUACAAGUAGAAUGUGUCCGAAGGCCAGGCACAUUCCAUUGCGGUACAAACUCUCACUUCAGUUCUUUUUUGGGUGCAAAACUGGCUAGUUUUGAACACUGACUUUCCUCUUAUUAUUUGCUUUCAAAGAACUGCCCCCUCCCAUGAAAAGCUAUAUAAAGUAUUUCUGGGUUACACAGGGCUUUUUUUCAGCUGGAACACGGUGGAACGGAGUUCCGGAACCUCUUGAAAAUGGUCAAAUGGCUGGUGGCCCUGCCGCCUGAUCUCCAGACAGAGGGGAGUUUAGAUUAUGCGCCGCUGGAGCGGCACGGAGGGCGAUCUAAACUCCCCUCUGUCUGGAGAUCAGGGGGCGGGGCCACCAGCCAUGUGACCGUUUUCACCAAGGGUGAUUUAAACAAAGUGCGCGCACAUGUGAUGCCAGGCACACCACCUCCCGUCAAGAGUUGCCCCCCUAUGCUGGCAACCCACUGAGUUCCACCAUCUCUUUUCCUAGGAAAAAAGCCCUGGGGUUACACAUUUUUGGCAUUGUGAUAGAGAGUAACUGUGUUAAACUUUCCAACCAGUCUUCAGUUCAUUCAGUUUUGGUCCAGCUGAUAUGGCUUAUUUGGCAAGAGAAAGGGAACCUUACGAGGGCUGUGGUGGUUGUUUGGUAUAUGCCUGAAUAGAAUUACUACUUAGGUAACAAAGUUCUCAGGACUCAUUACAGAGGAACAUCUUUCCCAUAUUGUUUGCCUUUUUUAGUAUGCAUAUUGGAGGCAACAGGGAUGCCCUUCCUGCUGAAAUCUUGAAGAGAGAACAGUGGAAAAAGAAGAAUUGGGGGAUGGAAUAUAUUAUCUAGAGUGUGUGUUGGGAAAGAACAGUAAUUUAGAGAUGCCCAUGAAAAUGUCUUAACUUUUGGGGAAAGGGAAUUCAGAAAUACUUGCAGGGGUGCUUUGUAUGAGUGACCGAUGGCUGUGCUUUAGACCAGAGAUAAAUACCCUUUUUGGCCUAAGUGCUGAAAGAAAACUCAGCAUCUACCUGUGAAGAUGUUGGUGUGCUGGAAAACAAAAGGUAUUUUAUGGGAGGGGGUGGAGAGAUGAGGGUUGUACAUACAGAAUAGGCUGAGCCCUAGUGUUACCGCCAACACAUCCAGGACUUGCCAGGCUAGCCACUGAGGGCCAAGCUACAAGUGAUGAGUGACACUUGAACGGCAAGUAAAUAGACUCACGUAUAUUCCUCCCUGUUCACUUGCGCUCCACUUGAUCACUUGUAGCUUGGCUCCGAGAACCAAGCUACAAGUGAUGAAUUACACUUGCCAGGCAAGUGUAAUUCGUCACUUGUAGCUUGGCUCUGAGACACAAUGACAGCCACAAAGCAUUGCCUUCUUUUUGGCUGUCAUUUCCAGUGCUACUUGUUUGCACCAUGAGGGAUUCACCUUGGUUGCUUGAGUGGAGCACCAGCCGUGUCCUGAGAUAAAUGGUCUGGGGUGUCUCUGUUUGGCUUGCGUCCCAGAGGUUGACCCAUGCUUUUAGACCUUGUGUGUUCCCAUAGAUAAAUUCAAAGCAAGUUGGAACUUUGUAUGUAGAGAAGAUGAGGAGGGGUGGAUUAGCCUAGUGUUUUCAGUAUAUAGGGACACAAAUGCAUGUAUAAAAGCUUUUUGCGACUAAUUUUGAUUUAAAAAUUGUUGCUGGCUGGCUGUUUAGAGAGUCUAAUGUAGAAAUGUGUUCCAUGGGCUCGCUCUGAGGAUGGAACUAGUACAGAAGAUUGACAUUCAGGUACCCAAAGAUUCUGCUCACUCAGAUUUUAAUGAAAGAACAGAUUUGAUCAGUACAGCGACCCCGCUUAGGAUUGUGCAUAGCUUCUAAAAAUAUUUUUAUUUUGUGGUUCUUCUGCAAUGUGGUUCUUUUGCAAUGUGCUUAAAUAAGCAUGGCACCCAGUAUUAACAUUUCCAGUUUUUGGUCCAGUCACUUUUGUGUGUGUUUGUGCUUUUUAAAAAAGAACAUAGCAAGAUUUUAAAAAAAAAAUCAAUAAAUUACUACUUGAAUUUUGUUGAGACUGGAGCACUUAAAAGCUUUCUGAAGAGUAAAUAAAGUUCAAGUAUUUAGAGUGGAGAUUUUUUUUUCUUAAAAUAUGCUCUAGCAGCUGUACCGUUUUGUGCAAGUUGCUUAAGAGAAAAAUUCUGUUUUUGAAUGCAUCAGUGAAGACAGCGGGAAGGAAUCGGGGGUCCUUUUCGCUUCAGGUGGUAAUGCUGCCACUUUACCACUAUGGUCUGCACGGUAUAAUACAGAAACGGUGGAAAUGUAGAUGGUAGACUGGACUAUUUUGCCACUUCAGACUGCAAAUGAGGGAUAGUGUUUGCAAUCCAGCAGUUCCCUGGAAGUAAGCCUCGCCGAAUAAAAUGGGACUUACUUCUGAGAAGACCAACUUCAUUACGAGUGCUUCCUGCACGUUUCAAAGUUCUAGAGUUGUCAUUCUCUGUAUGAAGGAAAUCUUGAUACCGCAUACCAGAACCCCUCGGCCUCUUUUUAUUUGCCAGAGUUUUAAUAUUUUACAAUGCCGCUUUCCCCACAUGCUGUCUGGAGGGGUACAGCCCGUUCUAUUACAUUAGAAUUUUACCAACAUAUGUAGACCAUGUUUCUAUUGAGGUUCUCUUGCAUAAUAACUGAAUCUCAAUAGAAACAUGGUCUACAUAUGUUGGUAAAAUUCAGUUAUGCAAGAGAACCUUUUGACAAAUUCCAGGCAUUCUCAAGGAGAUACGCCUUUUCUUAUCUGUUUCUUCCCUCGUUGCUGCCGCCAUUGGGGCAGCUCUUCGGUGAGUCAAGUUAUGAAGCUGUGUUCUUCAGCCAGGCAGCUGGAACGUCUUGACAAGGAGAGGAAUGGGCAACUGUGAAGGGCAAAGGAAAAAGUGGGACAGAAAGGACAUGUACAGUUAACCGUGCUGGUGAAACGUUCACUCCUGUGGCAUUUGGAAAAUCAGAUUUGAUUUUCUUUUCCAAUGUCUAUUGGCAAUAUUAUUGGGGACUUUAAUUCCAGUGCAAUAUUAUCUGAAAUUCUAACCAAAGCCUUAGCUUAGAAUGUCACGUGGCCUUCAAAGAGUGAAGCGACAAGCGUCCCUCUUUUCCUCAGAGGAUAACUUUUUAGCACUUUCUCUGCUAUAGGAAACUUCCUCAAAGUACAUGUUAAACAUUGUCAGAAAAAAAUUCAGAGGAGAAAAGGAAAAUAGGACCUGUUUACAUUGGGGUAGUAUAAAGCAUAUCUUUCAUUUUUUUCCUUUCACUAGAUAUAUUUUUAAAAAUCAUUUUACAUUCAUCAUAUCAUUUUAUUACAGAUAUUUAGAUUAAGUAUUUAUUUUAUUAUGCACAACAUUCAAGCAGCAGAAAGCAAAAUGGUUUCUUCUCAGUGGUGCCUUAUUACUUUAUAAAAUGUCCAAAUGGCUAGUUUUGUUUAACAAAAUGGUUCUUGUAUAUGCUUCCCCCACAGCAUCCCUCAGUUUCAGAUAUCAAAUUAACACUUACUAUAUGAUAUGUGGUAUAUGAAAUAUUCCUUAGAGCUACAGUAUUUUCCAACCUUUUGCCAUCUAAAUAUUAUAUAGAAGUGUUACGGAUUUCAGGAGGAGUGCCAGAUUGCAAUUUUGGUCAUGCUGUAUUGAAGCUAGGGUUUUUUGUUUUGGUUCUAUCAGUGGAACUUUCAAAUGAAUGAUUUCAGAGGAAGGUCUUUAUUUUUACAACCUACCCAUGAGGGUUUUUUUUAAAAAAAUGUGUAUGAAUGGAACAGAUUGUGAGUUUAGAAAGCAAUCAUUUCCAAUGUGUAAUGAAUAAAACCUCUCUUCAUGAGAUUGCACACGUGUAUUAGAGUGCAGAAUGUCCAUACUGUAAGUAAGAUUGCAUCUAUUGACUUUGCAUUGGAUUUACGAACAUGCACAUAGUAGAGAAUCUGUUAUGUUAUCACUGUGACUCACUUGUGAGGAAAAAAAAAUAUGACGGAUGAAAAUCAUGUCUGUCCAAAGCAACAAUUAAAAUUUAAACAAAUGUUUGUGAAA